This is a messenger RNA of Aspergillus puulaauensis, 1677 nucleotides long. RefSeq lists its product as uncharacterized. Gene Ontology annotation, molecular function: amino acid transmembrane transporter activity. The record is from RefSeq and is a predicted model, not a curated record. Bases 1 to 1677 code for a protein of 558 amino acids. NCBI's taxonomy places the organism in Eukaryota, Fungi, Ascomycota, Eurotiomycetes, Eurotiales, Aspergillaceae. The transcript has 6 exons. Gene Ontology annotation, cellular component: membrane. Gene Ontology annotation, biological process: amino acid transmembrane transport.
AUGGCUCCCCACGAUGAAAUCGACACCAUUGAAGCGCAGACUGCGCAGUAUGAGUUCCGCGAGGACCUCAAGGAGGAGCCCCAGGACGAACAUGUCGAGCUGCACCGCGACCUCAAGGCCCGUCAUAUCAGUAUGAUUGCCAUUGGAGGUGCCAUUGGAACUGGCUUGAUUAUCGGUACUGGCAAGGCGUUAACGGCCGGACCCGGGUCUCUCUUCAUUGCAUAUUCUUUUAUGGGGCUAAUCGUCUGGACGGUGAUGUGUGCUUUGGGCGAGAUGGCUGCAUGGCUGCCUCUGUCCAGUGGAUUUACCGGCUAUGCUGCUCGAUUCUGCGACCCUGCGCUGGGCUUCACGCUUGGCUGGUGCUACUAUAUCAAAUACAUCAUCCUGCCUCCGACUCAAUUAACUGCUGCUGCGCUGGUCAUCACUUACUGGCCGCGCACUUCCGCUGAGAACGUCAACCCGGGCGUGUGGAUUGCCAUCUUUAUGGUGACAAUCAUCGUGAUCAACUACUUUGGCGUCCGGAUCUUCGGGGAAAUGGAGUUCUGGCUCUCCUCCUUCAAGGUCAUUGUUAUGGUCGGAAUCAUCCUGUGCUCGCUGGUCCUCGCUCUGGGCGGAGGCCCUGACCACGACCGCAAGGGCUUUCGCUACUGGAACGACCCUGGUGCCUUUGCUCCCAAAUACUCCGAGGGCUCGCUGGGCAAGUUCCUCGCAUUCUGGUCGACCAUGGUGUCGGCGACGUUUGCAUAUCUCGGCACUGAACUCAUCGGUGUAACCGUCGGAGAGGCCCAGAACCCUCGAAAGACCAUUCCCAAGGCCAUCAAGCUGACCUUCUGGCGUAUUAUUGUCUUCUACGUUCUCAGUGUGCUCCUCGUGGGCAUGCUGGUCCCGUACGACUCCGAGGACCUGGCCUUCGCUACCCAGUCCUCCAACUCUGCUGCUGCGUCUCCCUUCGUCGCAGCCAUGAAGCAGGUUCCAGCAUUGCCUCACAUCAUCAACGCCUGUAUUCUGGUCUUCGUCUUCUCUGCCGCCAACUCGGAUCUCUACAUUGCCACCCGAACGCUCUAUGGUCUGGCCCGAGAGCACAAGGCUCCCCAGAUCUUUGCGAAAACCAACAACAGCGGCAUCCCCAUCUAUUCUCUCGGGUUCUCGUCUCUGUUCUGCUGUCUCGCCUUCACGAGUGUGUCCGAAGGCUCAAAGGAUGUCUUUGGUUACUUCACUGACGUCGUCUCCAUUGUUGGAUUGUUGACCUGGAUAUCGCUCCUCAUUGCCCAUAUCUGCUUCAUCCGCGCCCGCAAAGCACAGGGCGUACCCGAUUCGUCCAUCCCAUACAAGGCCCCGUUGGGAAUCAACGGCUCGUACGUCGCUCUGUUCUUCUGCGUCCUGAUUGCCUUCACGCGCAGCUUCAAUGUCUUCAUUCACGACUCCGAGUACGGCAACUUCGACUACAAGACCUUCAUCACAGCGUACCUGGGAAUCCCUGUGUACGUCACGGCCUUUUUCGCCUGGAAGUUCAUCAAGAAGACCGAGCUCAUCAAGCCACACAAUGCCGACAUCUGGACCGGCAAGGCGGCGAUUGAUCGCGAGGAGGAAGAGUUCGUCGCGCGCAAGGCCGUCGAGGAUUUGCAUGCUCGUGGAUGGAAGAAGUUUUAUAACCGGUUCUUGUCCUGGUUGUUCUAG